AUGGCCACGCUACACCAACGAAUGAGCAACAAGCUCUCCAUGGUCUCCAACCGGAGCUCGGAUGGCCUCUACAAGCACCGUCAAAGUCUUCUCUUCCGCGAACUCGAAAUCCUUCUUGAACUCACCCCCAGCACAUUCAGUUCUCCACUACUGGCGCUUCCAAGGGAAAUCCGGGACCAAGUAUUCAGCUAUGUCUUGCCCGACACUUCGAAGAACCGGCCAGAGCUACACACUUGCCUCUGGAGUGCGGAAAUGUCCAGCGGAGAGCCUUGGAGACACGACAUCUUCGGAUACGGACCCUCGGUGCCCAACGCUUUGCGCCUUCACCCGGGGCUCCUUUUGAUUAACAAGCAAAUCCGUGAGGAACUGCUGCAAAACUAUUUCCGGCGCAGUAAAAUCACACUCCACGCAGAGCUGCGCAACACGCGGACCAACAAUGAAUAUUUCGAGUUCUCGCAGCACAUCCUUAGACUACCCAUGCUAAAGCACACAACGCACGUUCGCUUCUAUCUCGAGUGGAACUACACGACGCUGAGAAACGGCACCCGAGACCGGAUGCUCAAGGACCAAAUGCGCAUGACGUACAAUCUACUGGCUUCCAUAGACAAGAUUCUCCAACCCCUACCAAACAUUGAGACAAUCGAGCUGUCGGUUCUCUUCUUCUGGAAAUACCGCAGCGGCAAAAUGUACAGUCUCUCCAUGCAGGAUCUCUUUGACCUUGAAGGCGUCUUCAAGCGCUGUGCUGAGCUGCGGUGGCUGGGCCUACUCGGUGAAAAUGAUCUCCCUGGCAAAGUCAAACAUACAACCUCUACUUAUCUCAGUCCUUCAUCCGCGAUACCACAAACAUCAUCAGCUGGUGUGGGAUACAAGAUGUCGACAGAGCGCAAAGGCACAGAGCAGAGCGGCGGCAUGGAAAUCUGCAUCAGUCGCGAUCUCAGUGAUGCCAUGGAGGAGCGGCGAAAGAGCACUGUAGAUUUCUUUGGCAACUACGAGAUUGGUGAGCCGUUGCCUCUACCGUCGUACCGACAUGGUGCCAUGAUAUGA
This is a messenger RNA of Bipolaris zeicola 26-R-13, 1044 nucleotides long. RefSeq lists its product as uncharacterized. The record is from RefSeq and is a predicted model, not a curated record. NCBI's taxonomy places the organism in Eukaryota, Fungi, Ascomycota, Dothideomycetes, Pleosporales, Pleosporaceae. The transcript has a single exon. Bases 1 to 1044 code for a protein of 347 amino acids.